AUGAAAGAUGAGCUACAACAGACCAGGCUCGAAGAGAGUCAUAAUCAAAAGGCACUGCAACAUGAAAGCGAGAAGAUUUCAGUCAUUUUUACUUUAAAAAAUCAAAUUGGUGGGCUUGUAAAGGUCCUAUCGGUCUUCCAAGACUUGGGCAUAAACGUGCUCCAUAUUGAAUCUAGAAAAUCUGUGACGGAGAUAUCGGCAUCUGAUAUUCUGGUGGACGUUGAGUGUGAUCCUCGCAUAAUGGAACAAUUGAAACGCAUGCUUAAAAGGGAAGUGCAGCAGUUCGAAGUUAUUGGACCACAAGUUGGGGAGGAAUUUCCACCCUCAACGCCGCUAUCUGCUGCUACCAGCUUCGAUUUCGGUGAAAUGCCAUGGUUUCCGCGGAAAAUUUCUGAACUUGACCGGGCGCAAAAUGUGCUCAUGUACGGCUCGGAACUGGAUGCUGAUCAUCCCGGUUUUAAAGAUCCUGUCUACCGAAAGCGUCGAGAACAUUUCGCUGCGAUUGCAAACAACUAUAAAUAUGGCCAGCCUAUCCCAAGAGUACAGUACACAGAAACAGAGAUCAAGACAUGGGGCAUCGUUUUUCGUGAAUUACACAAACUAUACCAGAAGCACGCUUGCGCAGAGUAUCUUGAAAAUUGGCCCCAACUCGUUAAAUAUUGCGGCUACAGGGAAGACAACUUACCUCAGCUGGAGGAUGUGAGCGUAUUUCUUAAACGUAAGACUGGAUUUCAACUGCGCCCAGUCGCGGGUUACCUGUCCCCCAGGGAUUUCCUUUCUGGUCUUGCCUUUCGUGUCUUUCAUUGCACCCAGUACAUACGCCAUUCAUCUGAUCCUUUUUACACACCAGAGCCAGAUUGCUGUCAUGAACUUCUUGGUCAUAUGCCUUUACUGGCUAAUCCAAGUUUUGCCCAGUUCUCUCAAGAGUUAGGACUGGCAUCACUUGGCGCUUCUGACGAGGAUAUCGAUAAAUUAGCGACGCUUUAUUUCUUUACUGUGGAAUUUGGGCUUUGUCGUCAAUUUGAUGGUUCAUUCCGAGUAUACGGUGCUGGCUUGUUAUCGUCGGUCGCCGAAUUGCAACACGCUCUCGCAAACCCUGAAAAAAUUAAACGUUUCGACCCUGAUGUUACCGUCAACGAAGAGUGCAUUAUUACAUCGUAUCAAAAUGCUUAUUACUACACAGACUCCUUUGAAGAAGCUAAGGAAAAAAUGAGAGCUUUCGCUGAAAGCAUACAACGACCGUUUGGAGUUCGUUACAACCCGUACACUCAAAGCGUAGAAGUUCUUAGCAACGCGCAGAAGAUAACGGCAUUGGUACGCGAGCUGCGCGGUGAUAUUUGUAUUGUCUCAUCGGCUAUUAAGAAAAUUUCAGCCCAGGAUUCUACGCUGGAUGUAGAAACUAUUGCAAAUUUGCUGCAUACAGGCCUUCAGGUGAGUGAAAGGAGCCCUCAGAGUACAUCAGGUAACAGCUCACCCAACUCAGAUCAUAGUGUCGCGGCACCAAAAAUUCACAGGCAGGCU
Molecule: messenger RNA, 1521 nt
Organism: Iphiclides podalirius (scarce swallowtail)
Lineage: Eukaryota; Metazoa; Arthropoda; Insecta; Lepidoptera; Papilionidae
Source: the annotation of a GenBank genome assembly